This is a messenger RNA of Penicillium olsonii, 1923 nucleotides long. The record is from the annotation of a GenBank genome assembly. NCBI's taxonomy places the organism in Eukaryota, Fungi, Ascomycota, Eurotiomycetes, Eurotiales, Aspergillaceae.
AUGGCACGAGGGGCGCCUGUUAAGGCGCGCGACUAUGACUACUCCAAUGUAGGAACCACAGGAAGGCGCACUGGAAUCUCAUUAAAAGAAGGCCGCCGCGACGAACAUGGAAUGGAAGAAGUUGACGGCCUUUUCUCCUCCCCUGAAAAGUCACCUGCCGAAUUUCGCGGCCUUGAGAACGGGGAGAAUGAUUCUUCAACCGGUUCUGACGGCAUGUCCAUGGACGAAGGCAAUGCGCCUGGUCCCAUGGACUUCCUCAAAGGCACCACCAGCUCACGUUCUUCUUUCCUCCCGCCUCCUGCUGCCCGAUCGCCGAUGAAGACCGGGCUUACUGGAUCUCCCCGAAGGACCCCCGCGCUACGAUCCACUCCGGACUCUGAGCCUCAUGAAUCGUCAAGCCCGUCAGAUAGAAAUGGGCUGAGCGCACAUGGCGAGUCACAUAUGGACCAUUCUCCUCUUUCUGCUCGCUCUGUGAACGCGGGGCGUCCGAACCAGCAGAAUGGCGCACGAAAAAAGCCAACAAAAGCACAGUUAUUAGGAGAGCCCGAGCCGACUUUUCUACCCGACUUUUCCGAUGGCGAGGGCGACGAGAAUUCAUUUGCGCAGGUGCAAAGGGAUUUCGGUGAUAGCCUGGUUGACGAAGAUGAUAUACCGCCACCGGCAGAACUGUCCCACUCCCCGUCCCCUGAUCAGAAUGAACCAGAGGACAGCCCUCCUCCGGCCAAAGCCGCACCGCGCGCUGAGCCUGCCGUGAGCGCAAAGUCAGCUAAAAGUGGCAAGCCAACCAAAUCCGUCAAAGGCGCCGACGCAGAUCAAGUUGGAUCGAAGCCUGCAGGGCGGCGAGGACGCCCUCCCAAGUCCGCACAGCGCGAUGCCGAGGAAGACCCGAACCCUCGCCCAAGCAAAAAGCAAAAGAGCACCGCCAAAGAACCGCCACCUGAGCGCGAACCUCUGGAGCCCGAAUUGGACCGAGUGGUUACUGAAUACGCCAACCGCACGGGUCCACUGAAAGGUCGAAGCCUGUACAUCCUUAAGAGGGAGAAUCCCACGGACAGCAAUGCGACUCACACUCGAUCCGGUCGUACUUCUGUCCGACCCCUGGCGUACUGGCGCAACGAAAGAUGCGUAUUUGGGGAUGGAGAGGCUGCCGAGGGGCAUCGAUACCCUCUCUCCACUCUCAAGGAGGUCAUUCGUACCGAGGAGCAGGAACCGGAUAAGAAAAAGAAAGGCAAACGUCCCGCGUCUCAGAAAUCCAAGUCAAAGAAGCGAAAGGGCGAAUCGUCCGAUGAAGAAGACGACGAGGUUGAUGUGUGGGAGAAGGAGGGUGGUGUGCUUCAUGGGUACACCCUCAAGUGGGAUAGUAAGACGCAGACCAGCUCUAAGGAGGAGGAAGUUUUAGACAUUGCAUAUGCCCCUUCCGGCAUCGAAACGCGGGAAGUCAAAGGUUCAACAUUCAGGUUCGCCAAGCUUCUGAGCUCUUCGUUCAUCGGGUCUGGGGUCGUCGAGCUGCCCCCGGAUGGAGUGAAGAAGCCGAAGAACUCGAAGAAAAUGCACAUGGUUUUCUAUGUUUGUCACGGGCGCGUUCAAGUUGACAUCUCGGGUGUUCAAUUCAGUGCUGGCAAGGGCUGUGUUUUCCAAAUCCCCCGUGGUAAUUACUAUAGCUUUGCUAAUUCCCAUGGCAAAGAAGCCCGACUCUUCUUUACCCAGGGGUGUGUCCCCGAUGAGACUGAAAGUGGAGAGGAGAACGACACUCAAGGCGAACUCGACAAUGACAAUGACACCUCCGCAGUAUCUCGGGAGGGGAGCGAUGACAGCGAGGCUGAGCCCGAAGCUGAGCCUGAAGCUUCUCCUGUCCCUGGCCCCGUUCCUGUGAAGAAAUCCAAGGGUCGGCCUAAGGGCAAGCAGAAGAAGGCUGGGAAAUAA